AUGUCCCAUACUCAGCCUUCGCCUACCGCUGUGGUUGGCCCCCACCACAUGGCGGCCGCGCAUCCCGCCGCGCACCCUCAGGUCAAUGGCCACAUGCCCGCCAUCCCAGCGCAAGCUCAGAAGGGAGUCCCAAUGACCACCGCCCAGAAGAUUGCCACGUUGAAUGAGCAGGUCUGGCUCUCAAUCGGUAAGGAUGCCAUGUUGACAUUUAUCAGAUCGAAAUACUGA
This is a messenger RNA of Penicillium maclennaniae, 228 nucleotides long. RefSeq lists its product as uncharacterized. The transcript has a single exon. Bases 1 to 228 code for a protein of 75 amino acids. The record is from RefSeq and is a predicted model, not a curated record. NCBI's taxonomy places the organism in Eukaryota, Fungi, Ascomycota, Eurotiomycetes, Eurotiales, Aspergillaceae.